ACAACAAAAUUUAAUUAUUUCCCUUUUUCUCAAAGUUUGUUUUUUUUUUUUCACUUUUUUCCUUCGUUUGCAAUUAAACACUCGAUCGCGAUACGUGAAGAGUAUUUAUAAGGAAGUAAAGAUAAAAAACCGACCAAUUGCUUGCUUGCUUGCUUGCCUCUGACCCGUUUCUUUUUCUCGUAACAAUCUUCAAUUUACUGUUAACACUUUUGCGAAGGAAAAAAGAAAAAAGAAAAAAAGAAAAAGAAUACUAAAGGCUGUUUUUUUUCCCAAGUCUUUAAACGUAUAUCUGUGGUAAAAUUCGGGUCGAUGUAACCGAACCGAGCGUUUCUCUUUCCCCCUCUUUCUUUCUCUCUCUCUCUCUCUCUCUCUCUCUCUUUUUCUCUAUCUUAUUGAGAUCCUUCAUCUCUCUUCCUACCCUUUACCCUCUUUUUUUCUACCCUCUCUCUAUUUCCUUCCUAUGAAAAAUUCCAUUUUCGUGCUUUCCUUCUUGUUCCUUUUUACUUAAAGUUUAUUUGUCCAAAGUUGCGUGCAUACACACAAACACACACAUAUAGAUCGGUUUUAGAAAAGAAUAAAAUAAAUAAAUAAAUAAAAAAAUGAAGAAUCGAAGUGGUGCGCACGCUUAAGAGGAGGCAAGGAGGAAACACACGGCCGCGGCCGCGGCCACCGCAUUCGACCGGACCAACCAGUCCGCCCGCAGCAACCCUGCGACGAUGGCCGACUUUUAUGUGAAGUUAUAAGUGACGAGUCAUAAUCGUGCCAUGUUAUAACAAACAAUUUUCGAACGAAAUAGUCAAAGGGAGAGAGGGUAAGACAAACAAAUAAAAAAAAACAAGAUAUAAAAAGAUGUGGAACAGCAAAGGUGGUUACGAGUGAUCGUCACUUCCGGAAUCCCGUGAAUUCAAACGUUCCGCGAUAUCUCAAACCUUCUUAUCAUGGAUUCUGCGACUAAGUUAACCGAGGAAAGAGGAAAAACGUGCUGGAGAGCUGAUUACGUGCCUAACGUAUACGUACGAAGACAGCCGGAGGAAAGGCCAAAGUGGACUUAGUUCAUCGCGAUAAUGAAGUAUUUAAAGAAAAAAGGAAGAAACGAAAGCAUAGAAUAAGAAAAUUAAACAAAUAAGGGAAGGAAAAGAAAGACAAGUAGAGAAUUGUUAGAAGAAAUCACCAUGAGUCACGAUAUUUUCAAAAAUGUUUUUGCAUUGGUAACAAUAUCGGCAAUUAUUAUGAAAUAAACUACGUGAAACUUUUUUGGCAACGAACCACUGAAGCUUAUGUAACUCUCACGAGAGAAAACAUGAUUUCACGAUGCGGAUUCACCCAUAGAAAAAAAGAAAUAUUCGCAGAUUUGGAGAAAUGUGUUUACAUCAGUGAAUAAUAAAAACACAACACCAAGCAGUCAGCACUCUUUUCAACAAUUAAUCGUUAAAAGAAAUAAGAGAAAAAAUAGAAGUAGAGAAAAAAAAGAAUGAUAAACGCGUGGAAUAUUGGCUUAAGGACUUGUGUUGCGUUUAUUAAAUUUUCAUGGUAAACAGAAAGUGACCGUUCGUGUUAAUAUUGUGUAAAGUGAUCGAUCUAUAUGCGCGUUUCACGAAUAAAUAAAGUGGAAGUAAAGAAACGAAAAAAUUCUAAAUUUUUUCCUUUAGGGAUUGCAGAAGUGUGUCAGGGAAACUAAAGAUCCGUCUGUAGUGUUUGGCAAUUGAUGUAGACACGGAAUGUGGAAGUUCCGGUUGGCGUAUCGGCAAAGAGACGAGGAAUACGUUCGAUGGUCGAAGUUAGAUGUGCGGUUGAAUGCGUCCCUUUGUUCGAACUCGGAAGAGAAGAUCGUGUCUCGCGUUUGGCGUACAGUGGAUGCUACGUGAUACUCGAAAAAAGGGCAUACGACAGUACGUCGUGUUGGUUCGCUUUCGUGUAGUUACAGUGACGCGACACGUGUUCGAUGUUAAAGUUGAGGUGAAAAAAAUUUCACUCGGAAGUCGCGAAUUGGUGGUCGCGAGUAUUUCAAGAUGGCGACUGGUAUCAUCGUUACAUCCGCAGGACGCCGACAACGUUGGCGUCAUUUACUGGUCCGCGCGCAUCUCUUUGCCGCCAUUUUGUGGCUCGACGCCAUCUUGACGUGCAGUGGGCAGAAACCGAUCAACCUCGGUGGUGUUAAGAAACGUGAUGUCUACAUUGCCGGUUUUUUUCCAUACGGGAAUCACGUACCGGAAUGUCACCUGGGCCGUGGUGUCAUGCCUUCUGUCAAACUCGCCGUCGAUCACAUCAACGAAAAUCAAACAGUUUUAAGAAAUUAUCGGCUACAUAUGUGGUGGAACGAUACAGAGUGUAACGCUGCCGUAGGUGUGAAAGCAUUUUUUGAUAUGAUGCAUAGCGGGCCACACAAGGUGAUGCUUUUCGGUGCAGCUUGCACUCAAGUUACGGAUCCGAUAGCAAAAGCUUCCAGACGGUGGCGUCUUACGCAGCUCAGUUACGCGGACACUCAUCCGAUGUUCACAAGUAACAGCUUCCCAAAUUUCUUCAGAGUAGUACCAUCGGAAAACGCUUUCAACGCGCCACGUGUAGCGUUGCUGAUGCAUUUCAAUUGGACCAGAGUGGGCACCAUCUAUCAGAACGAGCCACGAUACGCUUUGGCGCACAAUCAUUUGGUCUCUGAUUUGGAUAAAAACAAGAUGGAGGUCGUGGAAACACAGAGUUUUGCAACGGAUGUCACGACGGCACUUGAGAAGCUGAAAGAGAAGGACGUAAGGAUCAUUCUUGGAAACUUUAAUGAAGACUGGGCGAGAAGGAUAUUCUGCGAGGCCUACAAGUUCGGGAUGUACGGAAGAAAGUACCAAUGGGUCGUAAUGGGCAUUUAUGCAGAAGAGUGGUGGACUCGGCCCGGUGGUGGUUGUGCACCCUCCGAGCUUGCGGAAGCUUUGCACGGCGCCAUCUUGACAGAUCUCUUACCCUUAACAACCGAAAAGCAUUAUACAGUGUCUGGCAUUACACCUGAUCAGUAUCAAGCCGAGUACGAUUCGAGAAGGGGAAAGGAGUAUUCGAGAUUUCACGGAUACACGUAUGAUGGAAUUUGGGCAGUAGCAUUAGCUAUACAACGUGCAGCACGUAGAAUACGGCACUUUCGUCGGAAUCAGACUAUAUCGGAUUUCAAAUACAGAGAUACACUUUGGGAGACGCUAUUCCUGGAGGCUCUCAAGAACACGAGCUUUAUAGGUGUAACGGGACCCGUGCAUUUCACUGAAAACGAGAGGAAGGCUUACAUCUUAUUGAAGCAGUUUCAAAGUGGUACCGAGGUUAAAGUUGGCGAAUACGAUGGAAUGACAGACACUUUAGACCUGAGUAAAGGUGGCUCUUUAGUUUGGAGAGGCAAAUCACCACCAAAAGAUCGAACUCUUCACAUCAUUGAACAUUCAACCGUGAAUAUUAAAAUUUACGCAUUAUUGGCGUCCAUUGCAAGUGUUGGCAUCAUCAUGGCGGUCGUCUUCCUUGCCAUAAAUAUAAGAUAUAGAAAUCAAAGAUACAUAAAAAUGUCAUCGCCACAUCUGAACAAUCUCAUCAUCAUCGGGUGUAUGUUCACAUACAGUAGCGUCAUUUUUCUCGGAUUAGACUCACAAUUGUCGAGUGUUACCGCGUUCCCGUAUAUUUGUACCGCAAGGGCCUGGCUUUUGAUGGCUGGAUUUUCAUUAGCUUUCGGCUCCAUGUUCUCGAAAACUUGGCGAGUGCAUUCGAUAUUUACCGAUGUGAAGUUAAACAAAAAGGUUAUAAAAGAUUAUCAGCUCUUCAUGGUGGUCGGCGUACUCCUGUUUAUCGACCUCGGGAUCAUGACUACGUGGCAGAUCGCUGAUCCAUUUUAUCGGGACACUAAACAGAUGGAACCUUACUUACAUCCCUCGAGCGAAGAUAUCAUCAUUAUACCGGAAAACGAGUAUUGCCAGAGCAACCGGAUGACCGUCUACAUGGGUUGUAUAUAUGCUUAUAAGGGCCUCCUAAUGAUUUUCGGUGCGUUCCUCGCGUGGGAGACACGACAUGUCAGUAUACCAGCAUUGAACGACAGCAAAUAUGUCGGCAUGAGCGUUUACAAUGUUGUGAUAAUGUGCGUUACCGGCGCAGCCAUAAGUUUUGUUCUUGCCGAUAAGCAAGACGCCAUGUUCAUUAUGCUCUCCGUUUUUAUCAUAUUCUGCAGUACAGCUACCCUCUGUCUCGUUUUUGUGCCCAAGCUGAUAGAGUUGCGAAGAAAUCCGCAGGGUGCAAUCGAUAAGAGAAUGAGACCAACCUUGAGGCCAGUAUCCAAGGCAAGAAGGGAUUCCACGGUUAGCGAGCUAGAGGAACGACUGAAAGAAGCAACAAUAGCUAAUCAAAAGUUUCGUAAACAGCUUUUGGAAAAAGAAAGCGAAUUUCAAAUGUUCCUAAGAAAAAUUGGUGAGGAUGGUGUAGCGGACACUCAGGAAGCUAUGGACAGGCUAACUGUCCCAAGACAAGAAGGGAUCAUAAAGAAAGAAGAGCCCACUAUCCAGAGGCAUGGCAUUCAGAAUCACAAAGGUCCAUCUUUAACUACGGAAACAACCGAUAUUUCGAUGUCUAUGUGCAGCUUGACUUCGAUGACCGUAUCUCAAACGGAAGGAGACUACGUGAACGCGAGUAUCGUUGAACAGGCUGCAAAAAAAAAGACGAGCUUUGGGAAGGUACCGACCAUCGCAGUCGAUAACGAACGCUUACCAUUGAUUCUUCCGUCGGCAUUGAAGCACACUACUGUUGAAGAUACCGCUCGUAGAAAAAGUCAUAUUGGCGAUGAAAAUCAAGAUAGCGAACCGUUGCUCGAAAGAAGUCCGGAACCACGUUCGGAAGGUAAGAUGAACGUCGAAUUCGUUCCAGAGGCCGCCGAGGAAACUGAUUCAAUCGUACUCGAGGAAACUGCUAUCCCCCGAGAUGCUAAAAUCAUUAUGAAAAAGGAUGAGGAGAGAGCGAGACUGCCGACACCACCAACUUCCAAAAAUGUAUCCUUCAGUGAAUUACAUGAUCAGACAUACUCCGACCAGCAUAUUCUUCCUCCGCCAUUACAAUUCAUUCCACCGAGACAUCGACAUUCUGGAUCAGUGCCAUCACAUCAGUCUUUAAAAAGAAGAUCAUCCGUGAGGAAUGAUACCUUGGCACAUUCUCAUCAUGAACUAUCGGAACGUCGAAGAACGAGCGUACCAAUUAACUCGAUCAGCUACAUUUCGACGGAAAACGUAUCCAAGUCGAGUGGUAAGAACGACAUUCAAACUACUUUCGACAAAGCAUACGUGAUUGGGGAGUGUGGCCACCGGCGUAGUUUAGUUACCGGCUACAGAUGCGAAAAACAUGGCGGACGUGGACACAGUCACGCAAUGUUUAAUGGUUCUGCUGAAACACCACCAGCACCGCGACGACAUCGUAAACAUCAUGAUUCUCACAAUGCCAGCUCGCCGAGUGUGCCUGCCGUGGUCAACGCGAGCUACUCUGACACUGAAAGGUGCGAGGAGUUAGCUUCAGCGAUUAUUCAACGCUCGGUAUCAGAGAGAUCACGAGAAAAAUGUUUGCGUGCUCGAAGCGGUGGUCAUUCAAUUUCCGAGUGUCCUCAUCGUGCUGCCACUUCACGUAAGGUUCGAGAAUGUAGACACACCGAUUCCAAGUUACGUCAUCAACAGGCUCGCUUGGAAUACGUUCAAAGUACUCCAAAUGUAGCGACAAUUCAUAACAGCAAGUAUGCAAGUGGGAACCCACGUGCUGGGGACGUAGGUGGAAGUGGCGAAGGUAUCCUUGGAUCGGGUGGUGUGGGUCGUGGUGGGGGUGGUGUCCGUGUUGGGUCCAGAGUUGGGCCUGGAAUUACGUCAAGUGGUGGGGAAAUAUACAGUGCUGCCUCCGACGGCGAACUCUUGGACCGGGCGAUAUUACUGCCGAUAUUUCAGAAGCUCCUUACCGAGAGACACAAAAGUAAUGCAAGGAGUGGGUACGGUGCUAGCAUAGCGAGUUGUCCGAACAUAUCGAUAAAGUGCGACAUCGUCGAGUAUCUGUAAAAAUAUCUGUCUCUACUCGUUUUAUAGCACUCGAAAAAUCGCGUACUCCCGGAGAGAAAGAAAUAUCCUUUUUGAUUCUGUAUAGUAAUGUAAAUCUAAAAGAUUUCAGUUUUUUCUUUUCUUUUAUUUUAUUUUAUUCUUUCUUUCGUAUCGUCAUUUUUCUUAAAUAUUAAGGAUACAUGUAUAGUCAAGUAAAUUCUGAAAUAUAAAAUGUGUACGUAAAGUAUAUACUUAUGAAAUUUUCGAAAGAUCGAACUGUAGUAAUGUUCAUAUAUAAGUAUCGCUUAAUCAGAAUAUUUUAUUUUACAGAAUCACUUUUCUGUACGUCGACUUGUGAAUACACGUUUAACGCAAUUUAAUAUUCAACUCGGCCAUUUAAAUAAUACGUCUGAAUCCUUUUAAGUGUUAAAAACGAGAAAACAAGGUGUAUCAUCACCGAGAGACUGACAUCUGUUAUUCAUUAUAUUCUUCUCGACAUUUCAGUCGAAAACAAAUACAAAACUUGUCUACUUUUCUUUCGAUUGAGAACUUUCUUGUAAGGGAAGGAUAAUCAGCAUAUUUUUUUACAAUUAAUGUUAGUAUUAUAUUCUUAUACUAUUUUCACAUUUUUUUCUUUAUUAUUAUUAUUAUUUAAUAACAUCAAUGUAGCAUACACAAUGAUGAUAUACUUUCAAUGAAAGAUAAAGUUACACAGCAAACGAGAAGCGAUUUUUAUUUGAUUUUCUCUCGUUAUUUCGAGUCAAUUACCAUCAAACUGCUUUUAAAACACAGCCUUCUCGAGUAAAAUACAAGAAAUAUGUUCUUAAAAUAAUCUCUAUUUCGAUAGAUACAUAAGUAGACAAGUACGUACAUCUUCGAAACACAGAAUUUUCAAUCGUAGAAAAUUUGCGACUGUAUAUACUUAUAAUUUGCAUCGUCAUCAUCAUUUUUAUUAUUAUUAUUAUUACUAUUACUAUUAUUGUGAUUUUUAUUAUUAUUAUUAUUAUUAUUAUUAUUAUCGUGCCUACUGUUAACGCGAAUAUACGUAAAUUAAUCUUACAAAUGCGUCCAGCGCGAUUAAUGGAAAAUACAUAUGUAUGUAAACUGCGCAUACAUACGUACGUGAUUUUCUGCGGAAAGGAUUAAUCGAUCGAUCGACGCGAAAAGCCAGAAUUAUUAAAAUUUACACGACUCUUUUUGUCAUUUUCGAAAAACCAUAAUCGUAGAGUUAAAUGAAACUACUUCGCGUGUAUACGAGGGAUUAUGUCAAUUUAUUGGAUCGAAUAAGAUAAAAUGCACAAACAAGCGUUUGGUUGUCGUGUAAAUAAGAACAUGAAAAGUCAUUAAAGAAAAAGAGGAAAGAAAAAAAGACAUUCUACUUGAUAUAUUGCAGGAACUAACAUGAGUGUUAAUUUCUAUGGUUAAUGCUGAAUAGUUGACAAAGAAAAGAGAUUUAUUGUUUAGAUUUCAAGAGAUGUUAUAGUUCGUGCACAUGUACUAACUAUGAUAGCACUUAAUAUGCAAAUCGUAAAGAAGACGAAAGGCUGAAAUUCGUAUUCCACUUUCACGUUUCGACCUUUUUCUCACUACAUGUUCAUCUUAUUGUUACGAAAGUUUCAAAGAAAUUGCCUCAAAAAGUGGCGUUAAUAUAACUAUUUAAAGGUCAUACGAUAUACUAUAAUUCGCACAAGGAGAUACACUUAUGUAAGUAUAAGGUAUAUUUACUAAAAGGAAAAAAAGAUAUAUAUAUAUAUAUACGGAAUACUCGUAUUUAUCAGUCUUUUACGUUGAGGAUGACAUCCGCUUUAUAGGAAUAUAAUAAAUACUACGAUAAAAAAACGAUGAGAGAGAAAUGAAAAAGAAAAAAAAAAGAAAAAUGAAAAAAGAAAAAUACAGAAAAAAGCGUACGAGAAAAAUUUUGUAAAUAAGUAAAAAACGUAUGUCUAACAUAUUAUUAUCCUGAAAGUGCACUUCUAACAAUGGGUUAUAUAUGGUGAUAAAAUAUAGCCGUGCUACGACGUAUCCUUGCUCGAUUUGUAAAAUACAGAAUUGUUACGGUUUUUUUUUUAUUUAUUUCUUUUUUUUUCGAUACGUACGUUUACUUGUCUGAUUGGUAAUCGAAAAUGUUUCUUGUAUUAUAUAGUCAAUCGUAGAACGAUGAAAAAGAAAAGAAAUUUAAAAGAGAGAAAAAGAGAUUAAUUUGAUCGAUCUACUUUUAA
This is a messenger RNA of Polistes canadensis, 8233 nucleotides long. RefSeq names its product gamma-aminobutyric acid type B receptor subunit 2 (gene GABA-B-R2). Gene Ontology annotation, cellular component: G protein-coupled receptor heterodimeric complex; membrane. Gene Ontology annotation, molecular function: G protein-coupled GABA receptor activity. Gene Ontology annotation, biological process: G protein-coupled receptor signaling pathway; gamma-aminobutyric acid signaling pathway. NCBI's taxonomy places the organism in Eukaryota, Metazoa, Arthropoda, Insecta, Hymenoptera, Vespidae. The record is from RefSeq and is a predicted model, not a curated record. The coding region runs from base 2010 to 6035 and encodes 1341 amino acids. The transcript has 20 exons.